AACUUGGGUGCCAGGAAUGUUUCUAAAAUUAAGUGGAAUAACCCCAAAGUAACCAAAACUGAAAGACAAUUAAUUAGCUUCGAGAGCAGAUUCACCUAGAUACCAAGAAAUCCUCAAAAUAGUUCUUUUCGUUCAUUUUUGGUAAAUGCGCCAAGUUAUAUUUUUGGCAAUUAUUAUAACAGUAUUUUAUAAAAACCUAAAAAUCAUUUAUAUGUUUGCAUGUUGCAAUCAUGUUUAACAUAUGUAUGUUAAGUCUGUAUAUCUUGAACUUUGCUUUAUUUGAUAACAUUUUUUACGAAGAAAUUUGAGUAUGAUGUUGAUCAAACGGUUUGUGAGCAUCAAAAUGUAUUUAUUUUUUUAACUAAACAGUAAUGCUCACUUCCACCAUUCCUUUUCAUGUUGCAGUUGUGUUCCACAUUUAGCCCAUAUUUGCUAUUGACAUAAUAUUUUUUAGUUGAAGUUAGUAGACUUUGCUUUUUGUACGGAAAGGUAACUUUGCUAAAAGGCUAAUUUCUACCAAAACAAAUCACAAUUGGUAAUGGAAAUCGUGAUGUUGCCUUCUAGUGCGAUUUUUUUUGUUUUAGAAAUAAACUCGCCUUAGCACCACAGUGGCUGCUGUCAGUAUAUUUUUCUCAUCCGUUUUUCUGGAUUCAAUUAAAGGGGGAUAAAUCAAACGAAAAUGUCACAUUGAAACAUUUGGAGAUAAAAUGAAAUUCGUGACUUUCAUGUUAUAAAAGCCCAGCACCGUCCUCGAAAGAUAAGUAUAUAGCCUAUAGCGCCAGCUCACUGAUGUAAGGCGCACAGGGAUUCUGACGUGAUAAACUUUGACUCGUCCCCAAGAAUGACACAAUAUUUAUCAAUCAUAUCUCUGAAUCUCUUAAUCGUAUUAUGGUUCAAAAGGCAUCAAUAAUGCGAGCUAGUCCUUCACUGUACAAACACGAGGCAGUUUACAAUUGCAGUCUGAUUUUACAUCUGCAAUCUGUAUAUUGUGGCAGUGCGUAAUAAUCCCAGCCCGGCCCGUGAACGAACUUUUUAGACCCAGGAACUACCUACAGUGUUGGUUGACUCGGACUCUUUGUCGUUAGAAUGGCAGCCAAAUACUGCAUUUUACCCUUGCUUUGCCUGCUGUUGUCUCAAGCGCUGCAUCAGGCACUCGCGAUAGCGGAAUUUCCCUUCCAGAAUUACUCCUUGCCGUGGGAGGAACGACUUGACGAUCUUAUCUCCCGGUUGGAACUCGAUGAAAUCACCCUGCAGUUGGCCCGCGGUGGAGCGGGCCCCAACGGCCCAACGCCCCCGAUCCCUCGGCUGGGCAUCGGUCCGUACAACUGGAACACGGAGUGCCUGCACGGAGAUUUUGACGCUGGGAGUGCAACUUCGUACCCUCAGGCUAUAGGGCUCGCUGCGACAUUCAGCCGUACUAUUGCUGGAGGCGUUGCUCUAGCAACCAGUGAGGAAGUACGAGCCAAGUACAACAAUUUCACACAGCAUGGCAUUCAUCGUGACCACGGCGGACUGAGCUGCUUCAGCCCUGUUGUGAACAUCAUGAGACAUCCACUCUGGGGAAGGAACCAGGAAACAUACGGGGAGGAUCCAUUCCUGGUGAGUGAGAUGACCACAUAUGCUGUCAAGGGUCUGCAGGAACCUUCAUAUUCCCCCGGAAUCCCAGCGAGAUACAUCCGAACAAGUGCCGGGUGCAAAUUCUUUGGUGUCUACAGCGGACCGGAGGACUACCCUUCAUCUAGAUACACCUUCAAUGCAGGGGUAUCAGAGCGUGAUCUGCAUAUGACAUACCUACCGGCCUUUCGUGAAUGUGUCAAGGCAGGAGCGUACAGCGUUAUGUGCAGUUAUAACAGCAUCAACAGCGUCCCGUCUUGUGUCAACCAGAGAUUCCUCACCGACAUCCUCCGCAACAAGUUUGGUUUCAAGGGUUAUGUAGUCAGUGACUUGAAUGCCUUGGAAUACGUCUUCAAGAAGCAUCACUACACCGAAACCCCACUCCAGACAGCAGUAGCUGGUGUGAAAGCCGGAUGCAACUUGGAGCAGUCUGACUCGGCUGAGAAUGUCUACACCAACCUCACCAAAGCCGUCCAGAUGGGUCUCUUGACGGAAGAUGAGCUUAGGCAGCUGGUCCGGCCGCUGUUCUACACCAGGAUGAGGCUUGGGGAGUUUGACCCACCAGGAAUGAACCCGUACUCUAGGUUUAACGCCUCGGAGAUGGUACAGAGUCUCCAGUACCGGAACCUGGCCCUCGCUGCUGCUGUCAAAUCACUUGUCGUGUUGAAAAAUGAGAACAAUACGCUUCCAGUUCACGGGGUUCAAAAACUAGCGAUGGUUGGCCCAUUCGCCGACUCUCCCCAAGAUCUUUUUGGAAGCUUUGCUCCUCAGACAGACCCAAGAUUCAUAUCCACACCUUGGGAUGGACUGAGAACUCUUGGCAGGGUUCGGCGACUUGCAGCUGGAUGCAACAACCCGGUGUGUGACCAGUACAACAAAACGGCCGUCAUGGAUGCAGUCGUAGGAACUGAUUUGGUGAUAGUUUGUUUAGGCACAGGAACUCAGGUAGAAAAUCAGGGGCUGGACAGGCAUAACAUGUCCCUACCUGGAUACCAGCUGGAACUUCUGCAGAAUGCUGUGAAAUAUGCUGUAGGAAAACCUUUGAUUCUGCUUCUCUUCAACGCCGGUCCGCUGGACAUUGUUUGGGCUGACCAGAGCCCAGGAGUCCAUGCGAUCGUAGAGUGCUUCUUCCCUGCUCAGGCAACUGGUGGGGCGCUGAGGAAACUCUUCAUCAACGCCGAUCCAGGAAUGCCGGCAGGGAGGCUACCAUUCACCUGGCCAGCAUCGCUUGAUCAGGUGCCUCCUAUGUCAAACUACAACAUGACCGACCGGACCUACCGCUAUUUCACCGGCGACCCGCUCUACCCAUUCGGUUACGGCCUGUCGUUCACCCAGUUUAAUUACACCAACUUGACUUUGGCACAGACAACCAUCAACCCCUGUGAUGACCUGACGGUACUUGUCACCAUGAUCAAUACUGGGAAAUAUCCCGGAUACGAGGUAGUGCAAGUCUACAUUCGGUGGCACAACGCAACCGUUCCCACGCCGAACAUCCAGCUUGCUGCUUUUGACCGCUUCAAAGCCACCGUGAAUAAUACAGUGACGUUCUUUCUGAAAAUGCCGGCCCGCGUGAGGGCGGUGUUCACCACUGAAAUGGUUCUAGAGCCUGGGAUGUUUACUGUGUUCGCCGGCGGUCAGCAGCCUGGUCAGAAACGACAAGUUGGCUCCAACGUGCUCAACACAACAUUAACAGUCAAAGGCCCUGUCACUCCUCUUUCAAGUUGUCCAUAAUGAAACUUUUUUUCCCUUCAAAAGCCUAUCAUUUUGUCUCUGGGAUGUUCAAUCGCAAAUAUGGUUGGAAACGUGCAUUUAUUAAGUAAACUAAACUUAACUUGUAUACAAAAGCAGAUUGUAAAUGCACUUAAAAUUUCAAUAAUAUAAGUGUAAAGGAAAAACAAAGAAAGAUUAAUUUAUAUUUUACGCCUAAUGUUUUGAUUGCAUAUAAAAGGAAUAUACUCAAUCAUGGUAUUGACAUUACUUGUGUUGCAUUGAUCUCAAGUUGCAUAACCCUUAAUUGAAAUUAUGCAAGAACGUUUCAAGUGAGUGCUGAAGUUAAAAAAAAAAUAAUACAUCCAUAUUAAUGUUAAUAUGUUGUGUUAUAGUAAUAAAUAUUAUUUCGCUGUGCAUGACGUCUAAAAAUACUAGUCCUCAUUGUUAUCCUAAAGCACAUGACUAAUGAUUUUCUUUUUAUUAAAACAACCUGUGAGUGUUGUUCCCAAGUUCCAACAUAUUCAACAGCUUCUUUUUGUUAUUUUCACAUGUAAUGCUGGUCCAAAUUGAGUUAAUACAAAAUUGGUUGACAUAGAAAUGUAUGAACCUAUUGUCAUUGCCAUAUCUGUCACAGAUGCAUCAAAGUGUAGCUAAAUAUUGCUCAAACGUUGGUGUCUGGUUUUACAAAUACUGGAACAGCUCAAGUUGGUAUAUACGUGCUUCAUCAAAAUUUCGAUUUUCAUUUCCGAACGAAAUGUAAAGGAGUCAGGU
This is a messenger RNA of Patiria miniata (bat star), 4095 nucleotides long. Its product is annotated as probable beta-D-xylosidase 6. The coding region runs from base 1087 to 3345 and encodes 752 amino acids. Gene Ontology annotation, cellular component: plant-type cell wall. Gene Ontology annotation, biological process: xylan catabolic process; arabinan catabolic process. The transcript has 10 exons. Gene Ontology annotation, molecular function: alpha-L-arabinofuranosidase activity; xylan 1,4-beta-xylosidase activity. Lineage: Eukaryota; Metazoa; Echinodermata; Asteroidea; Valvatida; Asterinidae. The record is from RefSeq and is a predicted model, not a curated record.